UUCCAUCAUCUGUUUUUGUUGCGUGAUCUCGGAAGAGCUAACAGAAGUUAUUUCCGAAUUUUAAUUCAAUUUUCUGUAGUUAAAAAGUCGGACCCUAAUCGAAGAUAAAUAAAAAUGCUCUCCCGAGCGUGUCACUUGGCGGCCAGGAACGCUAUAGGCAGGAAUUUAAGCGUAAAACCGGAGUUCGCGGUGUCUUUAGCUGUUACCGCAAACAGGAAUUAUCACAUCGCCUCGUGCGUUAACCGGCCGCAAUUGGGAAGACAGAUUUCGAACCAUGUCCCCGUUGGACGAAUUCAGAAUAAGUUCAUCAAUCCUCUUGCGGCCUCUGUUCUGGUGCGUAACAUCAGUACCAAUGAACCAGAGACCAGCUUGCUGGAAACGAUUCCUGAGCCGCCACCUAUUCCAGCAGCACCUGAAGUGGCAGAUCUAGUGGCUAGUGCUGAGCCGACCUUUGCAUCUUUGGGUCUUGGAGGAUGGAGCCCUGUCGGAAUUGUGCAAAACUGUAUGGAAUACCUACACAUCGGAUUGGAUUUGCCCUGGUGGGGCUGUAUUGCUAUUGGAACGGUUUGCGUGCGGAUGAUUUUGUUCCCGUUGGUGAUAGCAGCACAGCGAAAUGCCGCAAAAAUGAACAACAAUAUGCCUCAGAUGCAACAUCUACAGAUGAAAAUGACUGAAGCCCGGCAGGCCGGGAAUGCAAUUGAUUCGGCUCGUUAUGCCCAGGAAAUGGUGGCCUUCAUGAAGGAGAAAGACCUUAACCCACUGAAGAGUAUGUUUGUACCUCUGGCUCAAGCCCCCAUCUUUAUUUCGUUUUUCAUCGGUCUUCGACAAAUGGCAAAUACACCGGUGGAAUCGCUACACACUGGAGGUUUGUUUUGGUUCACCGAUCUAACGUUGUGCGACCAAUUUUAUGCCCUACCUAUCAUCACCAGUAUAACUAUGUUCCUUACCAUUGAACUGGGAACUGAUUCGGCCCGAAUGUCUGCCCAAAACAUGCAAACCGUUAAGUACGUACUGCGGGCAAUGCCUCUGUUCAUUUUCCCGUUCACCUUAAGCUUCCCGGGUGCCAUUCUGUGCUACUGGGUGUGCAGCAACUUCUUCUCGCUGAUGCAGGUUGGUUUCCUGCGGAUUCCCGCCGUACGAGAUUACUUUAAAAUCGACAAACUGGUUGUACAUAAACCGGAAACGCUACCCAUCAAGAAAAAGAAGUUCACCGAAGGAAUCAAGGAUUCUUGGACGAAUAUGAAGAUCAGCCGUGAGUUGGAAGAGCGGGCCCGAAUCGACGAAAUCAACUUCCAAAAAGCUGGACGAGGCCCGAUGGUCAAGACCUACAAAUUCGACCCAACGGCUCAGCGACCAACGCCGGCCGCUCCCGGUAGUACUAUCAACGCCAAAAAGCGAUAGAUUUCUUUGUUCCAAAUAAAAGCUGUUCUAAACAACCAACAUUUAUUACCUUGAAAAUAAAUCUAUUAGUUUAUUUUUUUAAAUCGA
Uranotaenia lowii is the source of this 1488-nucleotide messenger RNA. RefSeq names its product mitochondrial inner membrane protein OXA1L (gene OXA1L). Gene Ontology annotation, cellular component: mitochondrial inner membrane. The transcript has 3 exons. Lineage: Eukaryota; Metazoa; Arthropoda; Insecta; Diptera; Culicidae. Gene Ontology annotation, biological process: protein insertion into mitochondrial inner membrane from matrix; mitochondrial respiratory chain complex IV assembly. Gene Ontology annotation, molecular function: membrane insertase activity. The coding region runs from base 115 to 1401 and encodes 428 amino acids. The record is from RefSeq and is a predicted model, not a curated record.